This is a messenger RNA of Solea solea (common sole), 1233 nucleotides long. Its product is annotated as olfactory receptor 2C3-like. Bases 106 to 1035 code for a protein of 309 amino acids. Lineage: Eukaryota; Metazoa; Chordata; Actinopteri; Pleuronectiformes; Soleidae. Gene Ontology annotation, biological process: G protein-coupled receptor signaling pathway. The record is from RefSeq and is a predicted model, not a curated record. The transcript has a single exon. Gene Ontology annotation, cellular component: membrane. Gene Ontology annotation, molecular function: olfactory receptor activity; G protein-coupled receptor activity.
UUGAAUUGUUUUCGUGUUCAUGUUGUUCUGAUGUUGGUUCAAAACGUCUUCAGCACAUUUGGAACCCUCUUACAGAUGCUGUGAUACAGAUUAAGCUGAAUAAUAAUGGAUAAUGUUUCGUUUGUGAGAGUUUUAACUCUGUCAGGCUUCAACGAGACGUCUAACUACAGAAUGACUCUUUUUACUCUCACUUUGCUCUAUUACUGUUUGAUUCUGUUCUGCAACAUCUGCCUCAUCACCAUCAUUAUACUGGAUGAAAACCUGCAUGAACCUAUGUAUGUGUUAUUGUGCAGCUUUUUCAUUAACGGACUUUAUGGGACCACAGGUUUCUACCCCAAGUUUCUUUCAGAUCUACUCUCGUCUUCUCCAGAAAUCUCAUAUGAAGGCUGUCUUUUGCAGGCGUUCAUCAUGUACUCGUUCGCUUGCUGUGACUUGUCUAUUCUGGCAGUUAUGGCUUACGACAGGUAUCUGGCCAUAUGUCGACCACUGCACUAUCACUCUCUGAUGUGUAAGAGGAGGCUCGCUCUGCUGGUUUGUUUCUCCUGGUUAACGCCGCUCUCUGCGUUUGCCAUCAACGUUCUGCUCUCGUCCAGGCUGAAGUUAUGUGGCUCAAACCUGCACAAAGUCUUCUGUGUGAACUGGGUAAUCGUUAAACUCGCCUGUUCGGACGCCGACACGGUGCCAAACAGUUUGGUUUCAUAUGUCAUCAUAAUAGUCUAUGUGCUGCAUGGCGUUUUCAUAGUGUGGACCUACAUGCAUCUGGUCAAAAAGAGUGUGAGGUCUAAAGAUGACAGGGUGAAGUUCAUGCAGACAUGUGUGCCCCAUUUAAUUUCCCUGUCGACAUUCCUUGUGAUCAUCGUGUUUGAUUUGAUGUACAUGCGUUUCGGCUCCACAGAUUUGCCACAGGGCCUUCAAAACUUCAUUGCGAUAGAAUUUCUCCUCAUUCCGCCGCUCAUGAAUCCUCUCAUAUAUGGAUUCAAACUCACCAAAAUACGGAACAGAAUUUUGUACAUCAUUCAUUCUGGAAGAAAGUAACUUUGUCUCAUCCACCACUUUAUUAGGUACAAAUAACAAGUGAAUUGGUCGGCGAGUGUAUAUAAUUUGUAUCAAUUCACCCUGAUUAAAUAUUUAUCUAAAAUGACUGGUACACACCAGAGACUGUACCAUUAAACUUUUUUUUUGUUAAUUUCAUUGUUUGUUCAUUGUUUUAAGGGAAUUUAGAAAAAUCCCUUA